AUGCAAUGCCAACACACUUGUUUUGUCCUCACAGCAGAUCCAAACAACUGCAUCCCUUGCAAAGACUACGAGUGGUCCAGCAACCGCAGCACGUCAUGCCAAAACCGGACGGUGGUGUUCUUGAGGUAUGACCAGCCGGUCUCCAUUGUCCUGUCCCUAGCCACCAUCUUCAGCAUAUUACUGUGCGGCUGCACACUGGUUCUGUUUGCCUGCCACUACGACACCCCCGUGGUGAAGUCCGCCGGCGGCAAGAUGUCCCUCCUCAUACUUUGUUUCCUGGGCCUGUCCUCCAUCAGCAUCUUCUUCUUCAUCGGGCGGCCUUCGCCCACGUCGUGCAAUCUGGGCAUCCCGACAUUCCUCGUGUUCUACACCGCCACUAUGUCCUGCCUGACGGUUCGCGCCUUCCAGAUCGUCUCCGUCUUCAAAAUGGCCGCCAGGUUGCCAAGGGCGUACGAAUUCUGGGUCAAACAUGGCGGACAGUGGGUGAUAGUUUCAAUCUGCACGAUCACUCAGGUUUUCUUGAGCAUCUUGUGGAUGAGCAUCAGUGGUCCCCAGCCUGGGCAGAUGAAGCCCAACAGGGAAAUAGUCUUGUUUUGCACUUUGGGCAUUUAUUAUUUCCUGUAUGCUAUGUUUACUUUGGUAGUGCUUCUCAGUGUACUCUGCUUUUCUUUUAGCUAUAUGGGGACAGACCUUCCAAAAAACUACAAUGAAGGUAAAGCUGUUACUUUCUGCUUGCUCAUUUUCUUUAUAUCCUGGACCCUAUUUCUCACACUGUUCUCUGUUUUAGAGCAGAAAUACAUCAGCACGAUUAUUCAGUUCUCGAUUUUCUUCAGUGUCUUUGGUGUUUUACUUGGCUACUUUGGACCAAAAUGCUACAUCAUCAUUUUCAAACCUGAACGCAAUACAGCAACAUACUUUCAGGCUGCCAUCCAGACUUACACUCUACAAACCAGAUGAACUCCAGAUUGUAGUGAAAUAAUGUUUGGCAAAUCUCUCUCUCUCACACACACAUACACAGUCU
Molecule: messenger RNA, 1021 nt
Organism: Clupea harengus (Atlantic herring)
Lineage: Eukaryota; Metazoa; Chordata; Actinopteri; Clupeiformes; Clupeidae
Product: taste receptor type 1 member 1-like
Exons: 2
Coding region: 1-957 (318 amino acids)
Source: RefSeq, a predicted model, not a curated record